UUUGAGUGAAAGAAAAAGGCAUAUUGUGUCCCACGAUGAAAAUGUAGUUGAAAGUUUCCAAAUCUCGUUAAAUAUUCGGUGUGGGAGGGUGUGUAGAUAAAAUGGAGGGAAAUGUAAAGAGUGAGGAAACCUCGAGGGACUUGAUUACUAUAAAAUUGUUUUAUUUCAAGGGUUAAAGAGGCGACGAGCACUUUACCAAAGAUUAGGGUUUCAAGAGGAGCGAUGGUGCGUAUGGAAGGAGCGUUGAUGGGUGAAGAAUGUGAUGCUUGGUGUUGGUAUCUGGAAGAUGUAUUUUUGCUGCAUACACCUGAUGAGCCUGACUGGGUGAGACCGAAUCAUGUCAUUGAGAACGAGAAAAACAAGGCGCUUCAGCUCACACCCAAACAAGAAUGUGACUUGAUUAAUGAACAGAUAAAAGCCAGCGAGGGCUUCGAUGUUGAUUGGACCAAGGCCCGCUGCCUUUACAAUUACCAUCCUGUUGUGUUCGAUGAUGAUGUAUUUGUCGAGGAGCCCGAAACCAAUCUUGAUCUACUCAACAGGCUCUGUGAAAAAUCCAUUGGUCACUACAAUCAGGAAAACAUGACAGCAUAUGAAUUUGUCAAGCCUCUUUAUGCCAAUUGUCACGGGUGUACUGGGAUCAUGUUCCUCAUAACUUUCCAAGUCAAGGAUCCUGUUGAAAACCUCACAAAAGACUUCCAAGCUAGGAUUCAUUACUCUUAUUGUAGCAAGAGCCAGUUCAUCAUGUGCAGACCAAAACACCACCAAGCAGAUAGCCUUGGAGUUGCCGAGAAUGACCCCAAGAAGCCAAGACUGGAGUAGGAUGCUCCCUCUACUCGUGACAGAACUUACUAUCGACUCUUGGUUAUGUUUCUAUUACUAUUUGUAGACUGUUGUUGUUGUCUUCUUGUAAGCAAAGAUACCUGUAGCGAACCUUCUAUCUCUCUACAUUGUAAGUGGCUAUUUUCUUUUAGACUCUUUGUUAUAUUUUAUUUAAUUACCAUCUCGAAAA
Messenger RNA from Raphanus sativus (radish), 1009 nucleotides. RefSeq lists its product as uncharacterized. NCBI's taxonomy places the organism in Eukaryota, Viridiplantae, Streptophyta, Magnoliopsida, Brassicales, Brassicaceae. The transcript is spliced from 5 exons. The record is from RefSeq and is a predicted model, not a curated record. Bases 223 to 819 code for a protein of 198 amino acids.